Messenger RNA from Chroicocephalus ridibundus (black-headed gull), 2655 nucleotides. It is a transcript of the gene TMEM69, whose product is annotated as transmembrane protein 69. The transcript has 3 exons. Bases 360 to 1133 code for a protein of 257 amino acids. The record is from RefSeq and is a predicted model, not a curated record. Lineage: Eukaryota; Metazoa; Chordata; Aves; Charadriiformes; Laridae.
CCUCGUCACCCGCCGAGCGCCACCGCAGACUACGCGUCCCAGAAGGCCAUGCGCCCGCCAGCCGCGCCGAUCGGCCGGGCUCAGCGCCGCGGGGCAUGCUGGGAUUUGUAGUCCCGCCGCCGCCUGCCGCUCCUUUCCGCCUGAGCGAGGCUCGCCCGCUGUGGAGAUCCCCGGAACUGAGAAAGCAGGAGCGGCCCUAGUGGCCGCAGCCCUCAGUCUGGGAGCGAGCGAGGCUUGUCCCCGGUGCACCGGGGAACCUGUUCCCGCCCGGACCCGCACGGCCGGAGCGCUUCCCGGGGCACCGGAAGCCGCCUCAGCGAGGAGGCCGCGGGUCCGAGCCGGGCCUUGAUAAAGCAAAUAUGUUUCCUCUCUUACAACGAUGCUGCUUCCACAUGCCUUUCAAACUCCAGAAAUCUACCAGCCCCAGACUACUACUGCAUGGAAACAAUAAGACAACUUGGUCUUCUGUCGGCCUCUGUCUGCAGAGAGAUGCAUGUCAUCUCUCAAGAUCUCCAAGCCUCAACCCAGCAUCAGUAUAUGCAACCAAGCUCCAGGCUUUUCACACCUCUCUGCCCUUCCUCAAAAAGAAAACCCCCAAAGAAUCUGAGACCAAAGACCCAGGCGUAUGGCAACGAAGCAUGAAAUCGCUAAAGGAUUCUCCAAAGCCAGCCCUUUACUUAAGCCUUGCAGGGCUAAUUCCAUUUGCCUCUGUGCCACUGUCAAUGGCCGUCCAAGGGACCUACUACCCAGAGCUGGCAUUUGCUCAGAUUACGUACGGUGCCGUAACAGUCUCUUUCCUAGGAGGAAUGAGGUGGGGGUUUGCCCUCCCGGAAAACAGCCCAGCCAAGCCAGACUGGCUGAACCUGGCCAACAGUACAAUUCCUCCUCUACUUGCCUGGCAAGCCUUGCUUUUUAAAGAUAUCACUCAUGGUGCAAUAAUGCUGGUAAUGGCCUUAGGGAUAGCACUACAUUAUGAUGUUUCCCUUCUUCCUACGUAUCCUCGGUGGUUUAAAGUACUGAGGGUAGUGGGAACGCUAGUGAUGGUAUUAUCACUAUUAGCUACUGCAGUGUUGAAGACUCUUUUGGAGAAUCAGCUAAGUGAUAGCAGAAAUAAGUGUCAGAACAUAAAAUAAUAAAUCAAUAGGAAAAAGCUGUUAAUCUGCCAAUAAGGUAUUUGUAUUGAGUUACAGGGGAAAUAAAGACUUACUUGUGCUUAGAAAUCGUAAGAUGGCAGUGAUGAAGAUGCUCAUUCUCAAAGCAAACAAGUUAGCUACUUCAGGAGAGAAGGACUGUAAAUAGCAAUGACUUCUAAGGCAGGCAUGAGCCUGUCCUUAUCCAUAGAAGAAAGCAUGAUUCUUGAAUGAGGUAUUACCGUCGUACAAAUUUAAAAUGGAGAUUCAAAUGGCAUGGGUAUGAAUUGCUCUAUGCUGUAUUAUUAAAGUAUCUGUUUUAACUAUAAUGCAUGAUAAUCUUCUGUGGUGAAGAGAACAACUGCGUAGUCAUAAACAGUAAGAAGGUAAAAGCAAUUCUAGUUUAAUGUUUAAAGAAGCAGCAGGAAAAUAUGGAAAAGUACACGUUCAAUUCCUGUGUUAUGGAACAAAUCUGUGUCUUACUUCAGCUGAGAAGGUGCUGAAAAUGCUCUGUGCUUAUGUGCAAGUCAAGGAAGAAAGGAAAGGCAAGGUUUGUUUGCGGUGGCAAGCCAAGGUCAGCACUCACCUAAAAUACAUCAUCUAGCUGCUGUGAUGAAGCGGGAAAAGCUAGAAGGGGAAGCUCUGUAACUUUGACAAGGUGCCACAAGAGACAGGUUAGCUUCCUACUCAAGCUGAAUUCAAGAAAAAAGGAUACCUGGGCCAUCUUCCUAGGUUUUGUUUGGACUUGGGGCUGCCUAGCUAGGGAAGCUGCAUGCAGCAUAGCCAUAACGAUCUGUCACACUCCUAAAUUAAAAUACCGUCAACUGAUGAUAUGAUGCAAAUGUAUAAUAUGACACAAGGACUCAAUUGCUGGCACUAAGGGAUUAGGUAAUGGGAUUGAAAGUAGUUUCUGUCUUCUCCUUCCUCAAAACUGGUUUUAUUUGAGCAUCCGGGCUAGGUACAAAUGGACAUGUAGCCUGCAAACCCUCCAUGAUGGGUCAGUUAUUGAAAACACUGGACUUUGUACUUCUGUCUUCCUAAUGCAUCAUUCAGGGGAAGAAGAUAUAAUCCAAGUCACCUGGAUUUUCUUUUCUAGGCUCAGCUGCCUCAAGAAACCUAUGAAAUUGUACGUGGGCAUACUUACUGUAGGCUUUUUAUCUUAAGUAUUCUUUAAGUACAGUAUAAGAUGCAAGAAUAAAGCUGAAAAGUGACAUCCACACACAAUCUUAGGACCAAUUUAGAUAAUCCUCAUAGUUCUUUUAAAGCACUAUUCCUCAUUGUUGUUCUACACAGAAUAAAGAACAUGCUGUCACUGGAAAUUUGUUAUCCAUUCAUUCUACAAAGAACGGACAUUUAAGAAGUCUAUGCUGAAGAUAAAGCCAUCUUCUUAUAUGAUAAUGCUGAAAACAGCAACUAUGUACAUGAACCUCUGACUUUUGUAACCUGUUAACCUUUACACGUUAAUAGCAUCAUAUGUCUGAAACAGUGAUGUAUGUCAGUGCUCUCUGAAUAUAGAGGAAGUAAA